AUAUAAUAUAUAACAAUAUUGACUAUUUUAUCUAUUUUCAAUUUAAUAGAAGUAAAUUACGUAUUUAGUACGUUACAUCGAAGAAAAUCGCGGUUGUAAAUGAUCAUGGUCAAGUAUUGUUUUGACACGAUCUUUACAACACCCACCCACAUAUUUGAAGUUUUAGGUAUCUUCCAAGCGUCACUGAAACAUGAUGAAAUCUUUUGCCGGCCGGUACGGAACUGAAGUACAGAAAGAUAAUUCAAGUUGUUCUCGUUCUGGGUGGUUCAGCUGAUUCGGAUGUUUUUUUUUUUUUUAACACAUUGAUAAGUUUAGUCGUAUAUCUAUGCCAGCUUGAAAUUUUGUUUUCCCUUCUACGGAGAUCGAGCUACCACACAAGCCGGUCGUUAUUGUCCACUACGGCUAAUUGGAACCGCACCGGAGCGCGUUAUGUAUCCAUCGGCGUCUAGACUUUGUUCGACCCUUCUUCAAAGAGACUUAACGGCAUUGUGUGUCUCAACUUUUGGGACACCGGUUAAAAAUGCCGGAACUCUGAGAAGACUGUCCUCGCCGGCAUCAGUGUGCUUCCAUUCCACCUUCCUUGACAAUCUGAACGGCAAGCCGGAACCAUCGAUAGCAGCAUCAGAAAGUUUAGCACGGUUCAGUCCAGUGUGUUCCAUGGGCGGCAGCAGCAGCAGCAGCAGCAGCAGCAGGCUGUACAGUGCCCUGGCCCAGUCGCUGAGCAGCGCUCCUGAUACACAGCCUGAGCCGUGCCCGGAGCAGGACCCCCGCGCUGAGCCCGCUGACCCCGACAGGCUGCUGAAGGAGUGCGGGGAGGCGCUGCGGAACCGCCCGGCCCGGCUGCACCGCCACUUCGUCUUCACCAGCGACAGCACCGCGUUGAACCGGCCCAUCCGGGUCAUGCAGUGGAACAUCCUCGCCCAAGCCCUGGGCGAGGGCAAGGACAGCUUCGUGCAGUGCCCGCUGGACGCCCUGAACUGGGCAGAGCGCAAGUACCUCAUCCUGGAGGAGAUCCUCACCUACCAGCCAGACGUGCUGUGCCUGCAGGAGGUGGACCACUACUUCGACACCUUCCAGCCCGUCCUGGGCAGCCUGGGCUACCACAGCACCUUCUGCCCCAAGCCCUGGUCGCCCUGCCUGGACGUGGAGAGCAACAACGGGCCCGACGGCUGCGCCCUCUUCUUCCGGCGGGACCGCUUCGAGCUGCUGGAGACUGCCAACCUGCGGCUGGUGGCCGCCAUGCUGAAGACCAACCAGGUGGCCAUCGUGCAGACGCUGCGGUGCCGCGGGACGGGGCAGGCCUUCUGCGUGGCCGUGACCCACCUGAAGGCCCGCAGCGGCUGGGAGCGCCUUCGUAGCGCCCAGGGCUCAGACCUCCUGCAGCGCCUUCGCACGGCCACCGGGGGCGCCGGCGGGGUGCCGCUGAUCGUCUGCGGCGACUUCAACGCCGAGCCCAGCGAGGACGUGUACCGCCGCUUCGCCUCCUCCAGCCUGGGCCUGGACAGCGCCUACAAGCAGCUGAGCGCCGACGGGCAGACGGAGCCGGCCUACACCACCUGGAAGAUCCGGCCGUCCGGCGAGAGCUGCCACACGCUGGACUACAUUUGGUACUCACGCCGCGCCUUCAGCGUGGACUCGGUGCUGGACCUGCCCACCGAGGAGCAGAUCGGGCCGGGACGCCUGCCCUCCUACAGCUACCCCUCGGACCACCUCUCCCUGGUGUGCGACUUCAGCUUCCGGGACCAACCCAACCAGCCACUAUAGGACCCCUCACAAAGACAGCACUACGCUUUACCUAUAGAACUAAGAGUGUAACAAGUUUAUUUUUUAAUAAAUCUUAAAUACAUCUGUAUAUCUGGCAUAUAUUCAAAAAUACAUCAGUUGCAGCUUUCAUACAUUUAACUUCAUGCAUGCUUGUGUGCUUAUAUGUGUACGUAUAUGUGUACAUGUACAUAUAUAUACAUACACACAGCACAAUGUUUUCCAAUGUAUGCAUGAAAUUACAUCUAUGAAGGUGUCAGUAACUGAUAUUUUUAUAGAUUAUAUGCAUUUUUGCAUACAUUCUUUACUUAUUUAGAUUUUGUAGACGUUUUAUCUUGCAUACUCAUGUAACUUUCUUAAGCAUUGUACAACUCGCAGGACGCAGGACGGCCCUGUGUUAACGUACAUUUAUACGCACAAUUUUAUUCCUUUUAAUGCUUUGGUUUUUACUGCUUUUCUGAUCAAAACUGGAUUGUUACAAGGAGAGUUGUCAGGCGCUGUAAGACUUCCAUUGAUUAAAAUAUUUUAGCAAAAAAAGGAGGCGGCUCACAGGCCUCCCCAUUAUGCACUGAGGCAGAACAUGAUGAACGAGAGUGGGUAAACAUCAGUCAGUGAGCUGUAGGUGAAUGCGCUUUUGUGGGAAUCUCAAGGAGUGCUUGCAUAUGAAAAUGGUUGAUGAAAAAUGCUCUGUGAAUCAACAAAUUCAACUAAAUCAUCAUCCUCCUUAAUCGUAACCUACCCAUGCCAGCUUCUGUGUGGAGCAGCGGCAUUUAUAGGGUUCUGAGGUCAGUGGCUCUGUACAGCCCCCCCAGUAACUCCCUCAGUAAGAGUUACAAAAGUACACCAAAAAUGCACAUACAAGUAACGGAACAUCAAUUCUGAUUAUCGGCUUCAUAAUGUAUUUAGUCUUCCGCUGACCUUAUUGUCCUGAGAACAUAGUUUGGACCCUAUAUUCAUAAGCACUUGAAUGCAAACACUGGAACAUCAUUAAUGUAGUUUUCAGCAGCCAAUGUUAAAAUGUACAAAGCUCUG
This is a messenger RNA of Megalops cyprinoides (Indo-Pacific tarpon), 2793 nucleotides long. Its product is annotated as nocturnin-like. The transcript is spliced from 3 exons. The record is from RefSeq and is a predicted model, not a curated record. Lineage: Eukaryota; Metazoa; Chordata; Actinopteri; Elopiformes; Megalopidae. Gene Ontology annotation, molecular function: poly(A)-specific ribonuclease activity. Bases 430 to 1764 code for a protein of 444 amino acids. Gene Ontology annotation, biological process: circadian rhythm.